This is a messenger RNA of Funneliformis mosseae, 384 nucleotides long. NCBI's taxonomy places the organism in Eukaryota, Fungi, Glomeromycota, Glomeromycetes, Glomerales, Glomeraceae. The record is from the annotation of a GenBank genome assembly.
CUGUCCGUUUUAGAAAAUUUAUCAAAAUUAUGCAAAAAAUUGAGAACGAUUCAAAUUCGAGGGGACAAUUUUGACGCCAUUCAACAAUCAAUGAUAUCCCUGAUUCACAAUCAAAAUCGUCUCGAAAAUUUGAUAAUAUUUGGGAAUGGAGUUGCCAUAGGUUCUAAUUAUGAUACGACCAUUUCUAACAUCCUCUCGACGGUGCAAGACGUUGCUCACUCGCUAAAGAAGCUUGAAAUCGCUGAUGUGUUUAUGAGAGAUAAAGAAGCAUUAAAAGCUUUAAUUCAAUGUAAAAAUAUAUCAACUUUGCAUUUUGAGAAUUCAUUUAUUUCACCCGAGAAUUUUCAAUCAAAUCCUUUAAACUGGAAAGAUUCAAGAUUGUGA